Messenger RNA from Drosophila elegans, 1318 nucleotides. RefSeq names its product peptidoglycan-recognition protein LD. The coding region runs from base 368 to 1300 and encodes 310 amino acids. Gene Ontology annotation, biological process: peptidoglycan catabolic process. The transcript is spliced from 3 exons. Gene Ontology annotation, molecular function: N-acetylmuramoyl-L-alanine amidase activity; zinc ion binding. NCBI's taxonomy places the organism in Eukaryota, Metazoa, Arthropoda, Insecta, Diptera, Drosophilidae. The record is from RefSeq and is a predicted model, not a curated record.
AGACGGCUUGAUGGUGACCAGCUGAUGACUUACGGAAAUGUUUUGCUUCAUGCGGGCUCUCUCCCUUGUUCUCGUUUCAGUCGUUUAAUGCAUUCUGCUGGCACUGGUUGCCAGCGUCAACUCGUCGAUCAAGUGGUGCGUUCCAGUGCGAUCCGGUACGGGGCUGACCCACACAACAGUCCACAGCACCACCUUGAUGCCGAGGCUGCAGCAAGAGCAGUCUAGCCAUGGACUCCAGCCACAUAGCCGUGAGAAUGGGUAAGUCUGACGACAGAUAAGCCAUCGCCUCGAUAAGAUAACCCAAAGGGGUGGGAUAAAUCAGCUUCUUGGCUGGAUACCAUCCCAGUUGGUGGCAAGAUGCCGAUCUAUGCUCUGCCAUCACUAUGCCCACCAAGAUCACAGCGGUCUGGACAAAAUGUGCCACUUGACCAAUCGUCUGCUCACUGUUAUCUUGGCUAAGUCACAUUAUUUGUUUUUUGCUCUAUAUUUCGCUACGAUAGCACGUAGUCCCUCGCCCUCUGGAGCUUCCCAGUCUUCAUAUGGCAGCUUUGGAUCAACCGAAGAUAUUGUUCACAUUCGCAUCGACGAGGAUUGCGGAGUCAGCGAAUCCACUCCCUUGCUGGCGGCUACUCAGAGGUCCAGCAAGUCGCCCCCAUCCUCUCCAGCCUUCACCACAUCGCCCUCCCCCCGAAGCCGAGUCCUCACAAAAGACUGCCUUAAUUGGCAAUCUGUGGUGUUUCUGGUCAUGUGCGCCUCCGCCUUGGGACUGGCCGCGUAUUUACUCUGGCGACAAACCCAAAUGUCGGACCUUGGCUAUCGGCUCAGUCUCGUCGAGCAUGAUAUAUGGUCGGAAAUGGAUCUGCAGGGUCGGGGAACUCCAUUGGAUGCGACCAAUGUCUUCACCGUGUUGUUCACCCACACGGAGAGCGAGGAAUGCCGUGAGGAUUGUCCGGAGGUGUUACACAAACUGCAGAGCUCCCUUUUGGAGGAACUGCCCUACAAUUUUCUGAUCACCGGCGACUGUCAGGCCUAUAAGAUAUAUGGAUGGGAGUAUCAGAGCCACUUCUCAAAGGAUCUGCCGGGAAGUAGUUACCUAGUAAUUGCCUUUGUGGGCAACUUUGACCGCACUUCGCCCAGUGAUUGCCAACUGAAGGCGGCUCAGGCUCUGAUCCUGGAAUCCCUGAAACGCAAGAAGCUGCAACCGGAUUACGAACUACUCGUGGUGGGCAACCAUGCGGAGGCACUGCAGCGGGAGCUCCAGCACUGGCCACGCUAUGCCAGCCACCGCAGGAUCAAUUGAAUGAAAGCACGGGUUCCA